AAAUGUAAUUGCCCGCGGGGAAAAUGGCGGCUGAACGCCCCCUGGAAGAAACGGGGGGAGGCCAAUUGUCAUCCCCGCCAUUUUGAUGACGGGCGGCUUCGGCCCUUUCACCUCAGGCUUGGAUGGGGCUAGGGGGGCUCCUGGUUCCCGCUCUGGGCUUGGCCGCCGCUUGGCUGCUGGGCCUCGGGUUCGAGCCCAGCUCCUGGCUGCUCCCUUUCUUCUCCGGGCGGGGCCGGCUGCUGAGCCCCGCCCAGCUCGCGCGGUACACGGGAGCGCGGGGCAGCCCCGGCCUCUACCUGGCGGUGCUGGGGCAGGUGUUCGACGUGCGCCGGGGGCACAAGCACUACGGGCCGGGGGCGGCCUACGGUGUCUUCGCAGGGAAAGAUGCCUCCAGGGCUUUUGCGACAGGCGAUUUCACCAACACCGGCCUUGUGGAUGAUGUUUCUGGGUUAUCGCCAUCAGAAAUGUUGACUCUACAAAACUGGCUCUCUUUCUACAGCGAGAAUUACAUUUUCGUUGGCAAACUGGUAGGAAGAUUCUAUGAUGAAAAUGGGGCACCCACAAAAGCUCUGGAACAGGCCAACGCUGUCAUCGAAGAAGUGCUGAAGUUCAAGGGACAAAACGAUGAGAAGAAGCAGUUCCCGCCCUGUAAUUCUGAAUGGAGCUCAACCAGUGGCAGCAGAUUCUGGUGUUCCAAACAAAGUGGGGGAGUGAAGAGAGACUGGAUUGGAGUCCCCAGGAAGCUGUACAUGCCCGGUUCCCGUGAUAGUCACUGUGUGUGUGUGAGAACUACUGGACCUCCUUCUGGACAAUUGGAUUCUACUGAGCACAGUGACAGAGGUGACUUGGACAAUCCUAACUUGCAAGAAUACAAGGGAUGCCAUCCACUAGCUGACUGGUGUAUGUUAAAAGAUUGAGUCAAUAGCUAUGUUGGACUUGAUGCAUUUAUUGUCCUAAAAUGAAAUAGUUGAUCAAGUACAGUCAAAAAAUGCAUGGGAGCUUUACAGUGGAUUCUCUGGUAUACAAGAUGGGAGACUCAGUCAGAAACAGGAAUCAGUUUGUAUAAGAUUACUCAGUAAAUGUAAACACCAUGCUAAAGUGCCAGUAAAAGUAAUGGAAAUGUGAGACAUGGAGGGAGCAUGGUAAGGAAAAUUGUUAAAAUGGAAAAUCUUUGCUAAUGGCUGUUUCGGUAGCUUGUUGGUGCACUGCAGAAAAGUCUUUUGUGCUAAUCGAGAAAUAGCUGUAUGUAUGGAAUGGUGAGUGUAAUGUCUCAGUGAAGUGAGCUCUAAGCUAGCACACCACUACACUGUAGAUGCAGUUUCACUUACUGAAGCAUAAAACAGCCCACCUCUCUUCACUACCAUCACAACAUUGCUCUUCUUGUAGCAGAGGUGUGCUAAUACUCACUAAUUUGCACAUGCUGCCAACUUACUGAGAAAUGACUUAGCACUGUAGAGGCUUCAGUUACUUCUGUAGUUGUGCUAUUGAACAUCUACACUUGUCAGAUAAACCCAGGACACUAGGUGAUGCAAUAUCCAUGUUUCUACCAUUCUUUGGGUUAUAAGACAGACCAAGGUAUACUUAGUCCUCCUCUUCUACCCUCUCUCCCCAAAUACUUCCUAUGAGUUGUUGUUUCCAUAGUAUGUAGAGGCCAUGAGGCACCUGUUCUAACUGAACAAUGAAAGUGAUCCACAGACAGGUAACUGAUUUUACUGCUACAAUCCAUCGGUCAUCCUCCUCCCUUACUUAUUUACUACCACUACUUGUUGCAUUGUCUCUCACUAGAUUGUAAAGUCUUCAGGGCAGGAAUCUGUUACUCUAAUUUGCAAAAUCCAAUAGUGUUGUGUGUUACCUAAACACUAAUGUAAGUUAGUGUUAUUCUGUACAGGCUAGGGGUACAUUAAACUAUUUUACAAAAGAGGAAAACUUCCAGAAGGUCUGCCUUGCCCAGUUCUCUCUUCCCUCUCCCCCCCAAAAUGCUUAACUAGUGCAAGUCACUAUGUGACAGUGAGCACGAAAGGGCAAAGUAGUAUUCAAGAACACUCAAGUGCUAUGCUAUGUGCCCCCAACACUUAGAGCUAACACAGCAAGUUCACUGUAAACUGGCUUUAAAUGAUGUACAGCAACAAACCUGGUCAUGGUUUAUACAUUUAAAGUUUGUUUUUGUAGUUGUGUUGCCUCUCCCAGUUUCAUGGUACUUCUCUCUCCUACGCUCCAAGCUUCUUCCUACCUCCCAAUGCUUCUUUUGGGAAGCUGAAGUUAAAUACACCUUCAGUUUGCAGGACUGGAAACAAGUAGCUGAAGCUCCCUUCUUUGUGUUAUGGGGCAAAACUCCACUAGGGGACAGAUCUGAAGUGUCCUGGGGUACGGAAUUCAGCCUGUGAUUUUUAAACUUGUGCCCAAAUUAGACUUCAGUAUAGCAAGCUGCAAAAUCCUCACUCAACUGCAAAUGACAAGGGAUAGUCAUGGUCCUUGUAGUGAUAAGAGUAUAAUGUCUGCCCUUUUCAGGGAAUCUACUGUUGGAAAAGAUAGUCCUGUCCCCUUGAAGCAGGAUAAUUGUUACUUUGCCUAGAAUAGUAACCUGAAUUAAAGGCAAAAUGCUUCAAAAAGGAAUUUCUGCAUUUUCUGCCAUUUGUGAUACAAGAUAUCUGAUGCACAUUUCAAACAAAGGACACUUAAUAUUUGGGGACUGAAGGUAACUUUAGAUUGUAAAGUCCAGAUAAGGGGUAGUUCAUUCUCUCCCAUGACCCACAACAGAAUAUAAACUUUAUAUGAUGGACAACUGAAAUAGAGACAGGAUGUCCAAAAGCCUGUAACAGCAAGUUACUUGCAUUACCUGCCUUUUCAUGGUAGCUGUAGUGAGGUGUCUGAUGGCAGACUGCUGUACUGAGAUUUCAUUUCAGCCUCAAGGAAGUGGUUUGUAGAAGAUAAACAGCUCAAGCUGAUAGGGUGCAAUAAUCUGCAAGUCUCUCCCUGGGUUAACUGACAGCAGCAGGGACCCGGGGGGACUAGGUUAUUGCCCCAUUGCAGUAUAACUGGGUGCUAGUAAGCCUAUGACAUUUCAUUAUAUCGCCAAAAAAGUUGGUUUGGAGCAGGAAGCUACUUUUGACACCCGAGUAAUUUAUGUUCAUCUUUGCCCCACCCCCAGGGGCAUCUAACAAGAUGCAGGACUGGAGAUAGUUAGCUUUGAAGCAGUCUUCCGAAAGGUACAACUAAAGGACAAAUCUGUUCAACCAAAUGAACAAGGCAAACAGUAAAUUACUACUAAUGCUGGACAAUGCUUGACUAAACCUUGAAACCCACAUUACUGUAGGAGUCCUCAGCUGAACAGCCCUUCCUGCUUUGAGAGGAGAAAUAAUCAGAUUGCUUAAGAGCCUUAGUAUUCUAUCCUAGUGACAACUGAAGACAGGAGUGAGAUUAAAUAACCAGCUAAUUAAGUGCCACCACAGAACAGGAAUUGUAUAAAGAAAGGAAGUUCUUAUGCAAUAGCUCUCCAAGGGAAAACUGUGGCCAAAGUCUGAGUUGGUCAAUUAAAACACAGAUUUUAACUAGUGACUGAUACAUUUCAUCCUACUGUAGGUUUGAAGCUGCUGAGUGCACUAUGAAAUCAGUAAUAGCUAACUUAGAAAUUGAAUCAUGAAUUGGGUUGUCUGGUUUUCAACCAGAACACCUGGUCGAAAAGGGACCCUCCCCCAGCCUGGGGGAAGUGAGCAAGGGUGGGGAAGAGUGAGCAACAGAGGGAGGGGAUGGAGUGAGUGGGGCAGGGCCUCAGAAGGGGCACAGCAAAGGUGUUCAGUUAGAAAGUUGGCAACCCUAAUCAUGAUACAUACAAAAAAACCAGAUUCACAUCAAUAUGAACACUCUUGAAUGGUUAAGGAGUGACACUAUACUCUUGGGAACCAAUGCUCAGCUGCUGUAAUUUGGCAGAACUCCAACACUGAGCAAGAAUUCACUAGAUAGAGAUGGUUAUUAGUCACUGAAUAUCUUCCACUUUGGGGGGUGGGGAGGGGAAGAGGGAGGUAUUAAGAACAGCACUUUCACUUCAGUUAUGCAUACACUGUUUACAACAAGGAUGGGUUAGUAUGUGCAGUUAUAUACCCACCCGAAUUAUAUAGCCUCAUGCUUGGACUACAGCAAACAAAGUUAGCUUAACAUAAGUUACUCCUGUGGAGGCUGUAGCAUUCUAUAGCUGAGGGCUCUGUUAACAUUCCUGGAAGGAUGAUGGGAAUUCAUCAUGAUAAAUCAAGGGGUACCUAGGUGCACUGUAAAUAAAUAAUUCUAUAGGCUAGCAUGUAGUUCAGGGAAUUACUUCUAUAAUCAGAUGGAUCAAUGAUCAUGAACAAGGUAUAGUUCUUCAAUGAAGUUCAUAACAUCUCAAUUAGUGAUUUUUAGCAAGUAUUUAUUGUUAAAACAUAUGCAUCAAACAAUCCUAGCAAAAUGCUUUUGGCUGGUUUUACAGUUACUCUGGAGCAUCCCUUUUUGAAGUAAAGCUGCAUGGAUUAGAUGACACUUAAAGAGGCAUCUGUGAAGUAUAACAGGACUUUGCACUCAUGGUUUUGCUUAUUUUCUUUCAAUUAACUUUCAACUUUAUUAUAUUUAAUGCAUCUGAAAUUAAAAAUUGGUUUGGGAAAAACAUGAACAGAACUAGUUGAUUGAAGGUCCAGACCUGGGCAGUACAGGAAAUCAGGACUACACAGGAAUGACUGCAGCCAAGCCUAUUAUUGAAAGGUGUUUGAGUGCAUAAUUUAAUGUCAAUUAGGAGGACAGAAGAGUCAGUCUGCCAAAAUAAUGCUAGUUAAGCAAUUAUACAAGAAUUUUACAAUACAUGAUGUCUGGAAUAAUCACUAUUUGGUUAAGAUAAUCAUUUACAAAACAAAAGGCAAGUUGAAAUAUAAUUAAAUCUUAUUCCCAGGGUUUACUGGUAAUAAACAUUUUCCUUCUUGCUUGGAAACUGACUAAGGGUGUAAGACUUCUCUUGAUGCACUUUGUCAUUACUGGUGCAAUAAAUGUAUUUUUGUAUCAAG
This is a messenger RNA of Malaclemys terrapin pileata, 5024 nucleotides long. RefSeq names its product neuferricin. The record is from RefSeq and is a predicted model, not a curated record. Lineage: Eukaryota; Metazoa; Chordata; Testudines; Emydidae. The transcript is spliced from 4 exons. Bases 123 to 917 code for a protein of 264 amino acids. Gene Ontology annotation, cellular component: membrane; endomembrane system.